Messenger RNA from Puccinia graminis f. sp. tritici CRL 75-36-700-3, 285 nucleotides. RefSeq lists its product as uncharacterized. Lineage: Eukaryota; Fungi; Basidiomycota; Pucciniomycetes; Pucciniales; Pucciniaceae. The transcript has a single exon. Bases 1 to 285 code for a protein of 94 amino acids. The record is from RefSeq and is a predicted model, not a curated record.
AUGUAUGCCGUGCUUGACGAAGCAGCAGUAUCAGCGAUUCAACUGAUGGACAAUGAACUGGAACUGGCCAAAACCAAAAAGAAUUUAGCCAGGACACAUGAGAAACAACCUGAAAAGGUGGCAGUCAACAUAUCUGAGGACAACUUUUUCCCUGAAAUGGAUCAAGCAGGGGUAGCGGCUCUUGAAGACCUUGACAAACACCUAGCAACAUUAAGACACGACGGGUCCAAAAAGAUCUUGGAUGAUGAGGCCAACCACGUGGCAAACCUUCCCCCGCUAUUUUAA